This is a messenger RNA of Dendrobium catenatum, 1864 nucleotides long. RefSeq names its product ninja-family protein 6-like. The transcript is spliced from 3 exons. The record is from RefSeq and is a predicted model, not a curated record. Gene Ontology annotation, cellular component: nucleus. NCBI's taxonomy places the organism in Eukaryota, Viridiplantae, Streptophyta, Magnoliopsida, Asparagales, Orchidaceae. Gene Ontology annotation, biological process: signal transduction; negative regulation of DNA-templated transcription. Bases 361 to 1455 code for a protein of 364 amino acids.
UUCUGCGAUCGGAGAAAGUUCCUCCUCCCCACUUCUCCCUAUACUCUCUCCGCUUUAUGUGCUCCUCCAAGCCGGCGACGUGUUCCGGCGUAUUUCCCGUGCAGUAGAUCCCGAUAUUAUCUACUAUUUAUUAAUCGAAAUAUCUCUUUUUGUUCUCUCUCCAUGAAAAAAAGUUCCUUUUUGCUGUCACUUCUUUCUGAUCUCAAGCUGUUGAAUUCGCUCAGCCUUAUUUGUUCAUCGCCGCGGGCGAUCUUCCGGCGAGUUCGGCGUGUUUAGGCUUCUGGCUCUUUUCUAAUAGAUCCACCGUCAUCCUUAAUAACUCAUCAAAAUUCAUAGUUUCUAACUAUCAUUUAAGAUCCAAUGAAAACAGAGGCGGGUGAAGGAGAAACUCAGUGCAUGCUCUCCUCCUGCAGAUCAAGAGACCUCCUCUUACGCUUCUCUGGCAGGUUCUCUCCAGAUGAGACGGAGGAGGCCAAUGGCAGCGACUCAGACGAGAUCGAGCUCGGUCUCUCGCUCGGAGGGUGUUUCAAUUCAGCCAAAAGUCAUAAAAAUCGGAUCUUGCGAUCCGCCUCCAUUCCUGCAAUCUGCGAGAUCCCACCACUGUUUCCCUUGUUCCGCACAUGCUCGCUUCCGGUGGAUGAGAUGCAGAGAAAGAUGGAGGCGAAGAGGAAGAGAGAGGAGAGCAGGAAUUUUAGGAGAUUUGGGGAGAGAGUAGACGAGGAAUUGGAAGAAGGGCCUGUUUGGAAGUUGAGGAGAUUUGAGAUUGAGAAUGAGGGGUCGUGGAUUCGGAGCGGUGAUCAGGCUAACGGAGUGUCUUCUCCGGUGGCAUCAAGAUGUAUCGCCGGAGCUAGUCUGCCGUCAACGUUGAUGAAAGGUGUUGCGCCAGCGUUGCAGGGUUCUGUUGUAUCGGAGGGGAGUAACUCUUCGGGAGGGUCGGAGAUGGAGAGCCGAUCAGGGCAAGAACUAUGUCUCCACUGCUUUUAUCCUUCAGGCUUUGAACUCUCUGGAUUCAGUCAAACUUCCGAAAUCAGAAGCCCUUCCAGGUUUCUGACAAAUUCUGAACAGAAUAAUCACAAAUCUCCUUCUUUUGCAUCAAUCUCAGCUGCACCAAUCUCUAAACCCAUCAAUGGUACUGCCAUUAGCAAUGGUUUUGCAAGAAAUGAGACCCUUUUGAGAAAGAGCAAUGGAGGAAGAUGCAGCUAUGGGAGUGGUGAGAUUGGCAGGUGCAUGCAGAAGCAGAUGCCGUUAGUGUCAACGAAAGUGGACGGCCCGAACAGUCGAAGGAUAGAAGGUUUCCUCUACGAGUAUGGGAUAGGGGAGGAAGUGAGGAUUGUUUGUGUGUGCCAUGGAAGCUUCUUUACACCUGCAGAGUUUGUGAAACAUGCAGGUGGUGGUGAGGUUGCUUAUCCUCUUCGGCACAUUGUUGUAAAUCCCAAUCCUAAUGCCUUGUGUUGAAGACGUCAAUCAAGCAUUGUCUUCUUUGACAAACUCAAAGAAAUAUCUUCGCAAGAGUAUCAAAAAUAUUAACGGUAAAAAAUUGUUUGGAGAUUCUUCGAGUUUGCACGUUGGCUUACUUUACUGUCAGAUAGUUUGCACGUCGAUCCCCUUCUCGCCUUGUUGCUAUAAAUCCCAGACCUGCUUAUUCUUCCUGUUACGAUAUUUUUCCUUUUCUUGUGUAUUAUUCAUGUCUUUUUUUUUUCUUUUUCUUUUUUUUUCUUUUUGGAUCAGCAAAAGUUGAUACAUUUUUUUUUAAAUGUAUAGCUCUACGAAUUUGCAAGUUCUACUUGUUGGUGUUUGCUUGUUUUACUGAACUUUUCUGAAGCAGAAAACAUUUUUGUUUAUUACAAAAUUUGCAAGUUCUACC